Branchiostoma belcheri (Belcher's lancelet) is the source of this 1760-nucleotide messenger RNA. Its product is annotated as disintegrin and metalloproteinase domain-containing protein 10-like. The transcript is spliced from 12 exons. Gene Ontology annotation, molecular function: metalloendopeptidase activity. Gene Ontology annotation, cellular component: plasma membrane. Gene Ontology annotation, biological process: membrane protein ectodomain proteolysis; Notch signaling pathway. NCBI's taxonomy places the organism in Eukaryota, Metazoa, Chordata, Leptocardii, Amphioxiformes, Branchiostomatidae. The record is from RefSeq and is a predicted model, not a curated record. The coding region runs from base 18 to 1760 and encodes 580 amino acids.
GGUCACUUGACGCCCAGAUGACGACAUGCACAGUUCACGUGGUAGCAGAUCACCGGUUUUACCACGUCAUCGCCGGAAGUGACGCAGUCAGGGCCAUAGCGGAAAUGGUGCUCCAUCUGGAGGAAGCAGACCGGAUAUUCAGACACACAGACUUCGACGAUGACGGAAAUGGUGACAACGUUGGGUUUUCCAUAACCGCAAUCUCCCUCUACACCGACGAACAAUCUACGGGCUACAAUCUCGGCGGGCACUACAGAAAAGCCGACGACUACCUGGGGGAUUUUUCUCGCAACAACUUCGAGGACUUCUGCCUCGCCAUUGUCUUCACGUACCAGGACUUCUCAGGCGUGCUGGGGCUGGCAUGGCUGGGUAGCUCAUUGCGAAGAAUUCCAGGAGGAAUCUGUCAGAGGAGAGUCCUUGUAGCGUCUGAUUGGACAGAGAGAAGCUUCAACACGGCUAUGGUGACCUUUGACCGGUUCGGGAGCCAGAUGCCCAGAGCAGUGACCAUCAUCUCAGUGGUGCACGAAUUCGGACACGGCUUUGGCAGUCCGCAUGACCCGGAGGAGUGCCGGCCGGGCGGAGCGCAGGGGAACUACGUGAUGUAUCCCUACGCCACGGACGGCAGGCGGCCGAACAACGACGACUUCUCACUGUGUUCCAAACAGAGUAUGCGGCCUGUCAUGGCAACCAAGGGCGCCAGGUGUUUGGAAGUUCAUGAUGGCCCCUACUGCGGCAAUGGCAUUCUGGAGGAGGGGGAAGAGUGUGAUUGUGGAACAGCUGCAGAAUGUGCUGUUCUAGACACCUGCUGUACUCCCCCUGGAGGUUUUAACCAUGACCCACAAUGCACCUUUAAGCGCAAUGAGGGAAAAGUCUGCAGCCCAUUGCUGUUCCCAUGCUGUAAUGUUGACUGUCACGUUGUACCAUCUCACGAGAACCGUACAUGUGCAGAGGCAACAGAGUGUAUUUAUACUGGAGACAGCCUAUUCUGCCCCCCUCCCCACCAUCUCCCAAAUGGAACCCUGUGUAGUGAUGGUUCUAGAGUCUGCCACAACGGGGCGUGUGUGGAGAGUGUGUGUUCUCACCUGGGCAUGGACGAGUGCUUCUGUGAGGGAAGUGUCCAGGAGAUGUGCUACGUGUGUUGUCAGACUGAAGGCGGACAUUGUGUCAGCAGUGUGUUACUGGGCCUGGGAGAUCCGUCUGGUACACAUCUUGUUAGAGGACCUGGAAGUAUUUGUAACGAUUAUAAAGGUUACUGUACCCAGGAUGGACGCUGUGUGAGGGUUGACACUGACGGUCUACUGAACAGGCUCAACAACAUGUUCAACAUGGACGGCAGGGGCAGUGUGGGGUGGUGGCUCAGAAACUACUGGUACUAUGGCGUCCUGGUCAUUGCUGGGUUUGCUCUACUAGUAGGAGUCUUGCGAGCAGCACUCAAGAGGCGUAUUGCUGACACAGUUCGAGUCCAACAGGCCGGCAGGUUACAGGCGCUGACUCUGGAGGCUCACAAACAGCUGCAGCUGUUGGACGAGAAACUGCGAGAGUUGGAGGCAGAUGGUGAUGAUUACAUCACUAAUGGAGAGACAUUGAACCUUCCAGCAGAUCUAUCUGAUGAAGUCAACCGACUGAGUGCUCUUUUCCCUACCACCAAGCGCUCGUUGCUUCUGGAGAGUAUUAUGGGUUGUGAUGACGAGGAAACCGUCAUACGUAAUCUCCUCGCUCUGGGACAUCCAAUGAGAAGGCUGACAGCUGUGACAUCAUAA